Molecule: messenger RNA, 1500 nt
Organism: Penicillium angulare
Lineage: Eukaryota; Fungi; Ascomycota; Eurotiomycetes; Eurotiales; Aspergillaceae
Gene: cox15
Product: cytochrome c oxidase assembly protein cox15
Exons: 2
Coding region: 1-1500 (499 amino acids)
Biological process (GO): heme A biosynthetic process
Cellular component (GO): mitochondrial inner membrane
Molecular function (GO): oxidoreductase activity, acting on NAD(P)H, heme protein as acceptor
Source: RefSeq, a predicted model, not a curated record
AUGGCUUCUCUAGGCACUUCUCUGCCAUUAUGGCGGUCCGUAGUGCCUCGUGCAUCCAAGGGCCUAUUCACCUGCCGCCAAUGUCUUCGAGACCAAGGCUACGCCGCGAAAUCCAUCCGUCGAUAUGGCGCAAUGCCAUCCCCUCAAUCCAGCAAAAUGCGACCUUCCCUCUUCUUCGAUAAAAACCGCCAGUUCUUCACUUCAGCGUUGAGAAAAUCUACAGCUGCCCCAGCAAUCGCAAAUGCAAUUGAGGAGGGUGCUUCCAAAGCAAAGUCGGAGAUGCCGAAGAUCAGCAACAAGUCCGUCGCAUAUUGGCUCCUGGGCAGUGCGGCCAGUGUCUUUGGUAUUGUUGUUUUCGGCGGUUUGACCCGUCUCACAGAAUCAGGAUUGAGUAUCACCGAAUGGCGACCUGUUACCGGCUCUAUGCCCCCAAUGAAUGCAGAGGACUGGGAAUCAGAAUUCGCCAAAUAUCGCGCAUCCCCCGAAUUUAAGCUUUUGAACCCGCAUAUGACCCUGUCUGAAUUCAAGUCUAUCUACUAUAUGGAGUGGAUCCACCGGCUCUGGGGCCGAUUCGUCGGUAUCUCGUUCGUCCUGCCUGCUGUAUACUUCGUCGCCCGCAAGAAGGUCUCCACCCCAAUGGCCUGGAGACUAUUCGGCAUCGCCGGUCUUAUCGGUUUCCAAGGUUUCCUGGGUUGGUGGAUGGUCAAGUCUGGACUGAAGGAUGACCUUUUUGCGCCAGGAAGCCACCCGCGUGUGAGCCAAUACCGCUUGACUGCUCACCUCGGCGCCGCAUUUACUUGUUACGUUGCUAUGUUAUGGAAUGGUCUUGCUAUCCUGCGUUCCCAUAAGCUGAUGAGUGAUGCCGCUGCUGGCAUCAAGCAGCUUGAGGCUCUUCGGGACCCACGUCUGGCGAUCUUCCGUCGUUCCGUCGCUGGUCUUGCUUUUCUGGUCUUCACUACUGUCAUGUCCGGUGGCCUUGUCGCUGGUUUGGAUGCCGGUCUCAUCUAUAACGAGUUCCCCUACAUGGGUAAUGGCCUCACGCCGCCCAAGAACGAGCUAUUUGAUGAGCGCUACUCUCGCCAUGAGGACCGCUCCGAUCUCUGGUGGCGCAACAUGCUGGAGAAUCCUUCCCUUGUCCAGCUCGAUCACCGAAUCCUUGCCAUGACCACCUUCACCUCUAUUAUGGCCCUUUGGGCUUACAGUCGCCGCUCACCUACUGUGAAGCGUCUGCUUCCCCCUGCAGCCCGUAAAGGAAUGCACGGCGUGGUUGGAUUCGCUUGUAUGCAAGUUGCUCUCGGUAUAUCGACUUUGCUGUAUCUGGUUCCCAUUCCCCUGGCCUCGGCCCACCAAGCUGGUAGUUUGUUCCUUCUUACUUGGGUGUUUGUGUUGGGCAGCCGCGUCUGGCAUCCAUCUCGUACCGCAAAGCUAUUGCAGAUGGCUGCCAAGGCCCGUAGCCAGCAGCUUUCAUCUUCUACUGCCGCUGGUAUGAAGAGGUUGUAA